This is a messenger RNA of Pelmatolapia mariae (spotted tilapia), 5919 nucleotides long. Its product is annotated as phosphatidylinositol 3-kinase regulatory subunit gamma-like. The coding region runs from base 1077 to 2726 and encodes 549 amino acids. Gene Ontology annotation, biological process: insulin receptor signaling pathway; phosphatidylinositol phosphate biosynthetic process. Gene Ontology annotation, cellular component: phosphatidylinositol 3-kinase complex. The transcript is spliced from 12 exons. NCBI's taxonomy places the organism in Eukaryota, Metazoa, Chordata, Actinopteri, Cichliformes, Cichlidae. Gene Ontology annotation, molecular function: 1-phosphatidylinositol-3-kinase regulator activity. The record is from RefSeq and is a predicted model, not a curated record.
UGCAGCCACACUGCGCUGUCAAACUGUGCAAAAGAGUUACAGUGCUGCUCUUUUAGUUUUGCUUUUUCUGUUAGCAGCAUAAGCUCUGAAAUGUACAAUGUACAUUUAGGCUUUUCAUAUUUGUUUAUAUUUUUAUAGACACUUUCCCCUCUCUCUUUCCUCACUUCACCCCACUGAUCAGUGGAGUUUUUUCUGUGCACUGCACAUGAAAGUAAAAUCAAACUGGGGGAAUGUCUCAAGAAGGCUUCAUUUUUAAGAGGACAUGUUUUAGUGAAGAGGAGAGGAAAAACCCAGAGGAAUGACAGCGUGGGAAAAAGAUGGCACUCAGAGGGGACCAUUAACUACCAAAUGGAGAGGAUCUUUAAAAGAUGGAGGACAUAGGAGGAGAAGCUGUACAGGAUAGGAUGAGUUGCGGUUGGAGGGGGAUGGAGGGACAGAGAAUGGCGUGAGGACCGAGGACAGUGGUUGGUUUGAUCUGAGCCACGUGUGCGUCCAGCCACGUCUCUUCGCUGCUUCGUGGAUACCGAUGAAACGCUGGUUUUCCAUGUCGCCCGGUCCCUUCUGUCUGAGCCCAGGUAGGUUUCCUGAGAUGAGAUGAUGCACGGGCCCUCGAAGCACAAAUUGGGCAGUUUUUCCUCAGCCUGCCGUUCUUUAGCAGUUUACAGCUUAGUUACUAGUGUUGAGGUAUAUAAGAAGCACUCGAAUCGGUAGAGUGUGAUUGUUCUCCAUCGCGCCCAGAUAUGAACCCCUUCGAGCAAACAGCGACGAAGCACAAGAGCACCUGAAUAAGGAAAACUCCACUGAUUAUAAGGAAGUGAAAACUGGAUCUAUUGGCAGUGCCAUCAAUCUACUAUAUGAUAUGCUUAAAACCAAGACUCAAGGUGAGGAACACGCUCUACCUCCACAACACUGGGCAGCCAUGAACUCUGCACUGCCACCCUCUCUCUCCUCAGCCAUGAGUAUAACUGUAAGCUGAUAGUAUGUGAUCAACCACACUGUGGGGCCGACAUCCUGCUGCUUCACCUUCUCAAUAAAUCCUAGCUGGACAACAACAAUACUAAGUUAGCGCUUUCAAAAUGGCAGAUCAGAAUUUACAGCACAGCACAGAGGACAACAACCUUCAGCCAGCUGAUUACCCAACGUCAUCACUAGCAUCGCUCCAUCUCAGGGACGAGGCUGUCGUCACAAUUGAGAACACCAACCAAAUCGGGGAUAAUCCUGAGACCCGUUCAGUAUGUCCUGUGGUGAUGUCAUCAGUGCUUAACCAAUCACAACAGCAGGGAGACAUAUCCAUGGCUAUCAUGCCUGAGCCUCACCCAGCAGAUCAAGAGUUCUUGGAAAGUGAAAUGGGCCAAAGUGAAAGUGAGGCGCAGUCCGACACCCUGGCAGCGUUCUUGCAGGACCUUUCCUCUCAUGAUCAUAAUGAUGGUACGUCUCUUCCAGGAAAAACCAACAGCAGCAAGGAAGGAGAAAUUUAUCCAGAGAACAAAAUAUACAAAGCUAUGGCAGAAUGUGACUGCAGCACUGAUGACCACCAGCUUUUUGAAGCAGAGUGGUACUGGGGCAACAUCUCAAGAGAGGAAGUAAACGAGAUGAUGAGAAACACUCCUGAUGGUACAUUCCUGGUUCGAGAUGCUUCCAGUAGGAUUAAAGGAGAAUACACGCUGACAUUAAGAAAAGACGCUUCAAACAGACUAAUUAAAAUCUUCCAUAAUGGGGGCAAGUACGGCUUCUCUGAGCCACUGGCUUUUUCCUCUGUAGCGGAUCUGAUCCAGUAUUACCAGAAGAAGUCACUGGCCCAGUACAACUCUAAACUGGAUACACGACUACUCUAUCCAAUAUCCAGAAACCAGCAGCAGCAGGUUGUGAUGGAAGCUGACAUUGAUGCAGCUGGAGAACAGCUAAGGAUAUUUCAGGAUCAAUACAAAGAAAAAAGCAAAGAGUAUGACCGCCUAUUCGAGGAGCUGAAUCUGACAUCCCAGGAACUGCAGAGCAAGCAAACUGCCAUUGAGGCUUUCAGCGAAAUCAUUCGGAUCUUUGAGGAGGAAUGUGAAACCCAAGAGCGCUACAGCAAGGAAUACAUCGACAUGUUCCUCACAUUAGACAGCAGUACAGAAUCCGACAAGAUUCAAAACAAUUCAGAUGAACUACAGUCGAGGGUGGAAGAGAUCCACAGCAGCAAGAAGAAGUUAGAGGAGGAGCUGAGGAACAAGGCACUGGUUCACAUGGAGGUCGACAGGAAAAUGAACAAACUGAAGCCUGACCUUGUGGAGCUCCGGAAGCUCAGAGAUCAAUACCUGGUCUGGCUAACUCAACAAGGCACCAGGCAGAGCCAGAUAAAUGACUGGCUCGGUAUCAGGAGUGAAGAAGAAGACCCAUACACCCUAGCAGAUGAUACCCACCAGGAGGAGAGGAGCUGGUACGUUGGUGCUAUGAGACGAAAGGAGGCGGAGGAGCUGCUGAGAGGGAAGAGAGAUGGGACAUUCUUAAUCAGAGACAGCCAGACUCGGAGAGGCUCCUUUGCCUGCUCUGUCGUUGUGGACGGGGAAGUGAAACACUGUGUAAUUUACAGGACGUCCACGGGAUACGGCUUCGCUGAGCCCUACAACCUGUACUCAUCACUGAGAGAGCUCGUCCUUCACUACCGUCACACAUCCUUGAUCCAGCACAACCAGCAGCUGAAUGUAACCCUGGCCUGGCCCGCUCUCAGCCAGCAGCCCAGCUGAGACACACCAGCACACACCCAGUAACAGUACUGUGGACACACCCAAACGGACACUAUUACCAGGCUCAAAACAGCAUACCGGUUAGUGUCAUCACCGCACUAAAAUAUUCAGUGCUAAAAUUGGAUAAUAAUCUAAACAUUGCUUUUAUGCCAAACAAAAGUCAUUUUAUUACUCUUUUGUCAUUAUUAUCAUUUCUGUGUUUAAAAAGCCAAUUUACUUUUCCUCACCACCCAAAGUUUGCCAGAAGCUUUUGCAGAAGUCAGCAGUAAAUAUUCAACUAAACUGUCUUAGUACAGAAUUCAGCCUCACCAGUUUCCCCAAAGUGUUGCAAAAAGCUGUGCAGUGAAUUGGAUUCUGAAUACAACCCUUUCAUUAAAAGAGUCACAAAAUAUUUAGGAAAACACAAAUAACAAAAUUUGUCAUUGCAAUGUUGAUUUCAAUUAUUCUUUAGUCCUGAAGCUAAAACAAUCCAGCACAAGUUUCUGUAUUUUUACCUAGACACAAGCACAAGAAAUUACUAUUUUAAUGAAGAAGCCAAAUAUAAAAUAGCUUCACCGCUAUCAAGUUUUUGUAUUUAUAGUUGGCCACUCCUGACCUCUACCACACUUGUUUUAACUUGUUUGAACAAAAACAAACCAGUGUGCGUUUCUUAAAUUGAUUUCUUAAGCUUCUUAAUCAUCUAACAAAUGCAUAGAAACAGUGAAGCAACAACAAUAUGAACAGGAAAAAAAAGCCCAGUAUGGGACAGAACCACCCUGCAUUACUGACUAUGGCUAUUUUAAGGCCAGAGCAUCCACACAAACACUUUCAAAAUAAGAUAACCUGAAUACACGCAGAGGAUUGGAUUCCUGUAUUUUAAGACUUCUCCAGUUCAACUUCACAUUUAGAUGAUAUUGAUAUUUUCAUUUUCUGAUAAGGAGCGGCAAAUUUGGAUCAAAAAGUUUGUGAAAUACCAGGUGUAAGUGUGUGGGGUGUUAGAACUAAUGGAGCAAGAGGUUGAAAGGCUAGUCUAACUGCUUUAAUGCUGACUGAUCUGGUCACAUUUGAGGCUUCUUAGGCGCAAACAUGACAUUACAAACCUACAUUAAGUUAUAGUUAUGAAAACUAACCUUAAUAAGGGUCAGUAAGGAAUUUGACAGGAUUUGGACCUGCUCAGUGAGAAAUCUAAAUUUAACAGUCAUUUGGUUUGAAGUGAUUUGUGGUUGGAGUCCAGGAGAUUUGUUAAUUCAAUUCAGUUCUAUUUUAUUUAUACAGCGCCAAAUCACAACAACAGUCGCCUCAUGGCGCUUUAUAUUGUAAGGUAGACCCUACAAUAAUACAUACAGAGAAAUACCCAACAAUCAUAUGACCCCCUAAGCAAGCACUUUGGUGACAGUGGGAAGGAAAAACUCCCUUUUAACAGGAAGAAACCUCCGGCAGAACCAGGCUCAGGGAGGGCCGGCCAUCUGCUGUGACUGGUUGGGGAGAGAUAAGGAAGAUGGGAUAAAAAACAAAGUUAAGAAGCCUGAUGUGAGGUGACCUUACAAGGUUAUACUACAGGACUUCCAGGUUCAUAGCAAACUGUAGAAUAGUGCCUUUAAGUGCUUCUUUCCAACCAACAUGUUUCUCUUGCAGACAACAACAGUCUGAUGAACCAAACAGAUAGACAAACCAAUCUCUAGUUGAAUAUCUUAUAGCAAGGUAGUUGCUACUUCCCUAAAUGCAUGGCUUCUGAUUAUAAAAACAAAGGUUAAUGAUUUUAAUGAUUUUAGCCAUGACCCUGGUGGCUACAAACUGUCAACAAAAGACACAAGGAAAAAGAAGCAGGUAUGAUUGGUUUGUGAAAGCAGUGUGUGUGUUGUGGCGUUUUUUAAAGGCUUUAUAUUGAGUUUAGAUUUUAAAUUUUCUACUUUUUUGGAUUGAGAAUGAUAAAAAAAAAGGGGAUUGGUACCCACUAACAAAUUUCGGUUAUAUCAACACCACUAGCACAUAACAUAGAGACUUACAACUGACCAAACAGCUGUAACAAUUUUUAUCAUUACUGCUAGAAUUUUGCAGGCAUAUUCGCUAGCUAGGUAUUAACUAAUAAUGUAAAGAUUCCAACUAUGGGGACCAAAAACAGUAUGUUACAAUAAAAUUAGAUAGGUAAUGAUUUUUUAGUUUUUUGAACCACACCAGCAGACCAUACCUGAGAAGUUUUUUUUCCUCUUAAGUGUAAAUGAGAUAUAUACACGGUAGAAAAUUGUGUCUAUAUUGAUAAAAGUAUCAUUUAAAAUUAAAACUGUUUACAUUUCAGAUCUAUCCAGGUAUGUGCAGCCCUGGAUAAGUAGCAGGUUUGUAACCCAGGGACUUCUUUGAUUGUGCAAUUUUUGAGCAGAGAUGAAGUGGUGCUUGUGGAUAUCAUCAAUUAAACUAUUUUUAUAGAGGAGAACACAGCAGUGAAUAAACCUAGCUUGGUCUGCCCAUGAAUUAAGAAACAAUUAAACAUAUAUAAAGAUAUGAAGAGUUAAUUUUACAUAUCGUGACCUGUAUAUAUUUUUUCUUGUGUCAUCGGGUCACAUUAAAAUGCACUUCUCUCUUUAUGGUCACACGUUCUUGAUUGUCAUUGCAUAUGUACACUUGAAGUUAAAUGUCAGACUGUUUAUUGCCACGAAGGGAGAGAAACUGUCAGGUUCCUACUUUAUGGCAGUGAAAAGGUGUAUAUGUUUGAUUUUUGCAUGCUAUUAUUGUGUAACAGGUUUUAAAAGGUAUAAUGCAUAUUACUAAAUCAGAAUAUUAUGGCUGGAAACUGUUUUGAUACCAGUUCUGGUAUUAGAAUGACACCAGCAGCUAUAAAAUCGAUUUUGUUUAGCCUCCAUUAAUGGUGCUAGGCACUUAUUGCUAUAGUUUUCCUUUAAUGCGUCUCUUUCGAUCACCUGUCAGUAUGAGUCAAACUGUGACGAGUUCUUUAUCAAAGCAAAUGGAAAUGUUUUCGUGUUGGCUGUGGUCUGUCGUGCUCGUAACCACAUCAGUCUGUGAAAUAGUGUUGCACAGUAGUAAACUGUCCAUCGCUGCAUUGCACAGGUCGCGGACGGAGUGCGCCACAAUCGUCACAUGAUAGCGCAAGGAAGACUGAAAGCAAAAUGUAGGCGCCCGUUCCUCCGCCACGUUAUCUCGUCGUCGUCUUUUUUGUAUUUUUUGCACACUGAAUAGAUUGAGUCUAUAACUGCAAUAU